AUGCCGAGCACGAAAAGGGGGGGGAAGAGAGGGAACUCUGGCGCGGGCAGGACAAGAGGUGGUCGACGCAAUCCAGGUUUAGAUACCUCUUUUGUACCAUUCUCCAAUACUGCUGCGCCACGCAGAGAUCAUAAUGGCUUCACGCUACAAGAUGAAGCUCGAAAUACUGAACGGCACCAUUCGUUCUGGAAUACAGAUCAGAGAUUGCGGGACUCACAGGUUACCUUUGUGAGCGCUGGAACUCUCGAUUCUACGAAGCCCAAAGAUACAGAAGCUGCUCUUGCAGAGAUGACCCUCGAUUCACCCAAGGACUUCGACAAGAUCGAGGUGUUUGAAGAGGAGGAGGAGAACGAGCAUGUAGAGGACACGAUGAUGAGUUCAGACCAUCGACCAAUCCAGCAACACGACAAAUCACCAUUAGAGGAUUCAAAAUUCAAUUACAUCGUCGAUGUGCACGGUAGUGAGCCGGUUCAAACUGGGAUACCCCCACCACGACUACGUUCUGUAUCUCCUGUGCCCUCGAACUCCAGCGAAGAAAUCAUCCUGUAUGCAGGUAGAGAUCGACAGGGCCGAGGCAUAUCAAGAGUUUCCAGCGCCCCAAGGACGGUCGCAGAUCCUAUUGAACAGAAAAUCCGAAGGGUAGAAGACGAAAUACACAAGCGGGAGGAAAUGUUGGAAGAGGUUCUCCGUCACGGUGCUACUCCUCCUGUACUACCAAAUAUGGCCAGCAGCUCAUCCAUAAAGGAUGUUCGUCCGAAGCAUCAACGUCGAGGUCGUCGUAAUCAUUCGCGUUCAGAAGACUCCGAAGAAGCGGCUCUAAUUGCAGACUACAUUGCAAAUAUUGACAAGGAUGACCGGGUCCCCAAGUCCUUCGCUCAACGCGAAUUGGGUGGGACAGAAGACGAGGUGUGGCAGGAUACUGAAGCCUCGUCGGGAGAACCUAUUCAGAAAUCAGAGUCGGUGCUUCAUGGCGAUUGGGAUCGUGCCGACAUUUGUGACUUCGAUGACCUGAGCACUUCUGAUGGAGUCAUGGGAGAUGUACAGCAGAUCUUGUCUAAAAGAGACCGAGAAUCUGGCGUUCAAUACCUCGUCGUGUGGCAAGACCAGACUGUGGAUGAAGCUAGAUGGGUUCCGACUACCACCCUCACGAGUGUGAACGCAUUGUCACAUAUUGAAACUUUCGAGGCAGAAGAAAAGCUUGUGGCUGAGUUCACAGGUGCUACUGAAGAGGAUAGUGGCGAUUCUGACGACCUUGACAUUGACGAUGAGGACGGUGACGACCUUGCAGAUGAUGAAGAUCUGUUGCUGCAAAAGAUUGAGAGAAUGAGUGACGAGAAGAUUGCAAGACUUCUAGCCAAGCAAGAAGAAUUGGGCAUGGGUUCUAGUAAGCUGAUACUUUUCGAUGACGACGAUGAGGACGAUGGAGACGACGACGACGACAUCCCCACCUUUUCAAACACGUUCAGUCCGGUCAUGCUCUCCUCGAAGAAGAGUGCUGGUAGAGGUCGUGGAUCCAAACGGCCCAAGGGCGAAUUUCCUUCCGCAACUAUGAUGGCUGAUGCUUUUGAUGGUUUUGAUGUCAUGGACUUCGAUCGUCCCAGUCUGAAGAAAAGACCAAAGGGCCGCAAAGGCAAAUUUGUUCCUGCUAUAUCAGAUUCUGAGCUCGAGGCAUCAAUGGAGAUGGCCUGGGAGAAUGAUCGCUUAAAGAAGAAAGACAGGAAGCAAGAACGAGAGGAGCUACGCGCUCAAGGUCUACUUGGGAGCAAGAGUGGCAAGCCUGAUCUCAAGCAGAAGUACAAGGAAGGGAUGGACCUUCUCGCUGUGAGAGAGGAGAUCAAGAAAUUCUUGAUGGGAAAUAAUAUAACACUGUCUCUACCACCGAUGGACAAAGCAAAUCGCAAAGCAGUUCAUGAAUUAGCCAUUGCUCUCCAGCUGAAAUCAAAGUCGGCAGGAAACGGCACCACUCGCUUCCCUAUCUUGUACAAGACCGCACGAACAACAGCGUUUGCAGAGCAUGCAUACAACGCAGCUGAAGCUCGUUUGACUCGUCGCUACCUCCCACGAAUGGACGUGAGCAGCAGGAGCUCUGGUGUGAAACGGGCUCGUGGAGGCGGAUUCAAUAGUGGUGCUGUCAGUUAUAGAGAUGGUGAUAUUGUCGGUGGCUCUGCACCUGAAUUGGGGGCCGGAAACAGAGGUCGCGCUAUGCUCGAGAAGAUGGGUUGGAGCUCAGGUACGGCUCUUGGUGCUCUGAACAAUAAGGGUAUUCUGCAGCCAGUCUCCCAUGUUGUCAAAACAACCAAGGCCGGUUUGGGUUAA
This is a messenger RNA of Mollisia scopiformis, 2316 nucleotides long. RefSeq lists its product as uncharacterized. The record is from RefSeq and is a predicted model, not a curated record. Gene Ontology annotation, molecular function: nucleic acid binding. The transcript has 3 exons. Bases 1 to 2316 code for a protein of 771 amino acids. NCBI's taxonomy places the organism in Eukaryota, Fungi, Ascomycota, Leotiomycetes, Helotiales, Mollisiaceae.